This is a messenger RNA of Macrosteles quadrilineatus (aster leafhopper), 9860 nucleotides long. RefSeq lists its product as uncharacterized. Bases 152 to 9250 code for a protein of 3032 amino acids. The record is from RefSeq and is a predicted model, not a curated record. Lineage: Eukaryota; Metazoa; Arthropoda; Insecta; Hemiptera; Cicadellidae. The transcript is spliced from 21 exons. Gene Ontology annotation, molecular function: DNA-binding transcription factor activity, RNA polymerase II-specific; RNA polymerase II transcription regulatory region sequence-specific DNA binding. Gene Ontology annotation, biological process: regulation of transcription by RNA polymerase II. Gene Ontology annotation, cellular component: nucleus.
AUUUCGUUGGCAUUUUUGUCGUUUUACAGUAGUAUUUUUUAUUAGAACGGGUUCGUUUUUGUUUUAGUUUUAUGUAUCGGUAUUAGAGAUAUAAGUAUGCAUGUAUGGAUGAUUCUACUACAUUCUAUUCAGUUUUAGGUAAAUUCUCACAAUGGAUACUGGCAUGAGCUCCGGAGGAAGUCUGACAGAGUCAGUGAUGGACUCAGAAGAAGAUGAUCGUGCGUUUAUCGAAAUAACAGAGCUAGACAGACUGUUAGGUCUGCCGCCCCCUCGGUUUGACUUGGGCGCAGCCGACAUCGAUCCUCGGGUGUUGGAGGCCGAUAACAGCAACAGUUUUGACCCGGAAAUUGAAUUCGCCUUGCCUCAUAAACCGGGGUUGCCUCGUAGAAUGGACCUAAGUCGUGCGAGUGAUGUGGAAACGGAAGUUUGUUAUGAUAAAAAGUCAAGCAAAGUGUCGGUGACGGAAUCAGUGGGUGAGGUGCCGGAGCAAUAUCUGAGGAUGGAGGCAGUGCCACCAGCAUCAGUCAGUGGACAAGAUGAGAUGCUAUACAAGAGGAGCAAGACCAGAGGACAGACGGGGGUGUUGAACAGAGUAGUGUCCAAGUUGUUGGCCAAGAGUGACUCUACAGAAGACAACAUUCUGCAGAACCUUCUGCUAGACUCCACUAGCUGUGAUAAACCUACCAUACCUCCACCCGUCAUCAACAGACUCAAGAAACUCGGCACUUCUGUUGAGGUUGAGCAGCCUUUGCCCAGCAACGGACAGGCCGACCCCACGACUGGAGCUGCUGCUGGAGCUACUGCAUUUCUUCAGAUCAUGCAAUCACUGGACAAAGCUGUGGGCCUUACCUCCGACCUCACCAAGAAGAAGAAGAAAAAAUCUAGUAAUAAUCAAGUGCCUUCACUUCAACUGUUAGCGGAAAUUGACAAUAGCGAUAAUAUGACAAAGUUUUCAUUCCAAGUGGAUUCCAAACAAGUGAUAGAACUACACGACGGGCAGAAGGUGUAUACUUGUGAUAUAUGUUUGGGCGUUUACAAUAGAGGCUUCAGUCUAAAGCGACACUACCUGAAAACACACAUUAACUACAAGCAUAUUUCUAAAAGGGACUUGCACAACUGUGGGAUUCUGUUUGAUCCUAGUAUUGAAAAGUUAGGUGGGAAGAAGAAGAUAAUUAAAGAAGACAGUCCUCCGGUUGUCUCGAACCUUUCCCCACCCAACGACAUUCCUGACCUAUACAGAUGUCACACGUGCGGUAAAUGUUAUAUGCUGAGAGAUGAUCUCCAACAACACCUCAUGGAUCAUCUACCUGUGUCCGUGCAAAACUUGAACGAUGACCAGUUCAAAAACUACUCGUGUCCCAAUUGCAAAGCUCGUUACCAAAAAAAGAAAUUGUUCCUUCGGCAUAAGGAGAUGUGCGGUAAAGAAGUUGAACCGGAACUUGAAGACACUACUAUCCACUAUUGCCUUUAUUGUGAAAAAAGUUUUCCCACAUUUUUACAAAAAAAGAAACACCAUUUGCAGUUGCACCACCCGAAGAAAAAACUACAUCAGUGUUACCUGUGCAAGACGAAAAUGUUCAAAGAGAGAUUGGGAGUGUUCAAACAUCUUCUUCUACACCAUCCGGAUGAGUACAUAGGAUGCCUGUCUUGUAAACUGAGGUUUGGUACUAGAGAAGAGUACAAGAAACACAACAAGGAAAACCACAAGACUUUGGGAACUGCUAAAAAACUGUUGAUUCAGCAAAAACUUGCAAACAAACCCCAAGGUCAAGAAGAGAGUGUUGAAUCUCGAUUGUCGGGAGAGACAGAAAAGGCCCUCGAACACAAUAACAAUCCUAACUUAGUUCUUAAGUGUACUGAGUGCCCAAAAAUGUUUGCAUGCUUUUUGAACAUGACAAGACACCGAAGGAUAGCCCACAGACUGAAAAAGAAGAAGAAAGUAUUAAAGAAAGAUUACGCUAAGGAAAGAGCCUUAGAUAAUAGAAAGACACCAACUCCGCCGCCUCCUAUAUUGACUCCCUCAGUUCCACAACCCACUCCUACUCCACCACCCGACCCGGAGCUGCUAUUCUACAGUACAAUCGCUCACAACAUCCGUGAGAACCUGACGCACCACUUGGAUGGGAAGUUAGACUCACAAGAGGUCAUGGAGUAUGACCUGAACAAGGCUUCUUCCGCCGAAGGGAAGAACAAAGUGCUCAAUUUCUCUGCGGGUGCGUCGUUCUCUUCACCUACAGUGCCUGCGGACGAACCUGAGGCCACCAGCACACCAGUGCAGCAGAAAGAGGCAAAGACUAUACCGAUCAGUCCUAGAGCUCCUUGGGAGAAGUUCAGUUUCCCAAAGAAUUAUGACGGACGUUGUGGCUUGACCUCGUACAUCAAGGACAUGUCUCACUUGGACAUAUCAACUCAGUUGACCAUGAGAAGGAAUCUUCAGAGGCUUAACUCCAUGGCUGGGCAGGAGGCCAACAAGGAGUCCCCUGCUAACAUCCCAGCUGGCCUGCUGCUGGUGGAGAGACCUGUGCCCGACUGUGCUGAGGCCUUUGGUGAACCUGACACUGACAAGGACAAAGAAGGUGGAAACUCGGUGUUGAGUGGAGAGUGGGUUCGACCACGUAGGUUCCUGUGUUCUGUGUGUGGCUUCACAACAACCUGUCUGUGGGAAGUAGAGGACCACAAGUACGCUCAACAUCCCAACGUGUGGGUGCCCCAUGUGGAGAUAGUGCACGAACAGAGCUCUGCCUGGGACUGGUUCUACUAUCGUCGGUUGCCGCCGCAGACGCCAGUAGAGUACACCACUCCUGCGCCUCUCACAGCGCCACUGUCAUGCAGCAAGUGUGGUCGUCAAUCUACUGUCCUCUCCGACCUACAUAGACACAUGCUGGAGUGCGGCGGAGACACUAGCUGGCAAAGCCUUGUUGGAGCGUCAGGUGGACGUCGACGCAAGUGGAGGUUCGGGUCUCGUCGGCGCAAACAUCAAGGCAGGCGCAUGCUCAAGCGGAAUAUCCCCAACACACCGGCCAAACACUCCUGCGGUCGCAUCCGCACCAAGCCUGGCGAUAUGGACACAAUCCAGAAGAUGAUAGCAAAUCUUCCGGCAAAACGUACUCGACGUGCAAUCGGGGAGGAUUUGGAGAUAAAAACUCGAAGUCAAGCUACAAUCAACAGUAACCGCUUAUUGAGGAAACGACAUAAUCGACACCACAAGGUCCCGAUAUCAUCUCUUGCAACUCACUCCAGUGCAGCACGACACUCUGCUAUAAAAGCAUCAAAAGUGGGAAAAGGCAACACCAAAGUGAACAGUCAGAAAAAAGUGAAAACAGAAAACAUACCACAAGAAGAAAAGACCCGAAACAAAGAAAUAAAAAUCAAAACAGAACCUUUAGACAGUGUUCCAAUCAAGGAAGAAGCGAUAGAGAAGGAAUUCCAACCCCUGGAGGCUGAGAAUAUGGUUCAACAUUCCGACAUUCUCACCAGUCUCCAGAUGAUCCGUGUGGUUAGAGAGAGUACAGAAGAGCAUGAGAAAGAAAAGGAGCUAGUUGACGAUGAGCCGAUAGAAACUUCAAAAAUACUCGCAGCUAUGAGGGAAGCCAUGCUAGAAUCUAGUGACAAAAUCGAGAACAGGAUGGUCACAAAAGCUGACAAAAGAAAGAAAGCAAAAACAGAAGAAAAACAAAUCAAAACAGAGCCUGUGUGGGAUGUGAAGAAACCAGAAAACGAUUCUGAGUUGAUAAUAUGUAACGGAUGUGGAAUGCAGUUUGACAACGCCUCCUCCUGCCACAGACACAAAAAGAAGUGUGUGUACUGGAAAGAGGAUAAGAACAGCGAAGACAAGCAAACCAACAAGUGCACUCAGUGCGGCUGCGUGUUCCCGUACCUGAUGGCCUUGUUGAAGCACAACUGUAGUCGCUCAGAGGAACCUGCGAUGCCACAGCUGUGUCCUGAGGAGCCGGUGGCAGAGGUGCUAGGAGACAGUGUGGAGGACAUACCUAUCUUGUCACCUGUGGAUAUCUCCAGAGACGAGACUGUGAGGAGAAUGUCCCUGGUGGAUGCUACAGUCAGCCUUGUCAGUGAUGAGAGCUUUGACAUCUCACAGUACCACCACAAGUACUUCAAAUCCUUAGGCUCUGACAAGAAUGAAGUUUCUGGUAAAAAGAAAGAACCAAAUGUGAAGAAGGUUAAAUCAGCUGAUGACCAGACACUAGAAGAGAAGGUGGAAAAAUCUGUUGUUUCUAGCGUAGAAACACCGAAAACAACCCCUCUUGUAAAGUCACCUGGCAGUGACCAGAGGAACAAGAAAGUUACUGAAAUAUUCAAAGAAAUAAAACGACGUGGUAGAAAACGUAAGCUCAAAGUGAAAAUCACCAAUAAACUAGUGAGUACUAAAGUUGGUCUUCGCAAACCUGGGUUGAAAAUGACUAAUGCUCUCAUUAAGAAAAAUCAGAUGAAAAGGAAAAAGAGAUCCAAUUUUCUGAUGCUUAUGAAUGAAUUUGAAAAACUACAAAAAGAAGGAGCUGUAGCUGUUGGAAAGCGGAAACGGAUUUGUUCCAAUUCAGAGUUGAGUUUUAGGUCUGUACGUUCACGAAGACAAAUUGUGCCCACUAUCAAUCAUUCUGACUAUGCAGAUAUUGAUUCUGUUAUUUCUGAUCUGUCUGAUCUCCAGGAUAUUCAGGCUUUUGUACAAAGCUCUGACAGAAAAUCUACCAGACGUACAAAUUCAAUCGGAAAUGAUGACAUGAUGUCAAGUACUGAGCCUGCAGAUUUUUUUGAAAUUCCCCCGGAGAAUACAACAAAAGAAGUCUCAACAGAGGGUUUUGACCAAAGCUCUAAUGUAACCAAAGAUAAAAUAGUAUUUGAUCUUCAAAAGGAAAUAAAACAAGAACCACCUGUUGUACAAAAAAGGAAACCUGGAAGACCACCUCGUCCAAAAAUUAUAACAGAAAACAAGCAGGAUGUUAGAAACUCAAUUAUUUUAAACAAUGAAAACUGUGCAAGUAAGAAGAAUCCUGAUGAUAAAGUAGAGGCUACUGUGGAAAAACCUAUAAAAAUCGAAAAAGAAGAAUAUCUGUCAGAAAAUAUAUCACAGGCUCAAGAUAUAACGAUGGUUAAAAGGAAACCUGGUCGCCCAAGGUUUAAAAGUAUUACUGAAGAAACAGAUCAGCACAUCAAAGAAGCAAUUGAUACAGUGAUUAAGAAAACAAUAGGAUGUAGUACAUCUGAAGAUUCUAACAGUUUUUAUUCCAAAGAAACAGGCAUUUUAGAUAGAAAAGUAAUUGAAAAUGAUAAGGUAGAUUUUUUAUCCUCUGAAGUAAUAAAACCUAAUCCAAGCUCCUCGCAGGAAGCCCUUUCAAAUGAAGGAACUGAGGAGCAUAUACAAGAAGCAAUAGAGAGUGUUCUAAGUCAAAAUCAUGAUGCAAUAGCAAUCAGUAGAGAAGUAGAUUGGACAAAAAUUGAUGAAAUUAUUUAUAAUGUCAGUAUUGGAAGUGCAGAAAUCAUGGAAGAAUCAGAGAACCCUGUGCCUUGUCCAGCUGCCUCCAAACCUAGCCAACCCUUACUGAUGAGAAGGAAAAGAAAGAAAAGAAAAAAGAUUUUCACAAAGUUCUUUAAAGGAUACCAAAACAAAUAUUUGAAGGAACGUUUGGAAAGCAAUCCCUCGAGAUAUCCUAGUUCAGUGAAAGAUAAGGUGAUUGAUAAUACCAAAUCAAUUGAAGGUGAACCUGCAGCAACUACAUCGACUGUGAAAACUGAUUGCUCAACUUCCAAUAAAAUACCUAAAGAUAAACCUGCAGAUACACAAUCUUCUGACCAAACAAAGAACUCUGUCAAUGUCCCCAAUGAUGAAUCAAAACCUUCAAGCGUUAAGUCUAAAGAAGUCGUAAAAACCAAACAGUUGUCAAUUGAAGAUUAUCUCACAAUUAAACAUUAUGUCAAAGGAGCAAAUAUCACAGCUGUCAAAGAGAAUGAGAAGAAGAGUGAGGAAGGCUGGAAAGUAAGCAAUAACAUAAAUGAGACAGUUAAAGAUGUUAAUAUAUCUAGUAUUAAAACCAAAGAAGUUUCAAAAAGCUUAACUGCAAUUACAACCCCUUGUGAAGACAGUAGAACUUCCACUUCCAAGCCACUGAAACAAAAGCCAGUCAAGCAUCAUGAACCCGACGACGAAGUAGUUACCAACCUAAAACCUCUGAGUCCAAGUAGUACCAGCUCAAGAGAAGACAUCGUGUUGAGUGUCAUCAAAGAUAAAGUAAUCAAGAAGAAAAGGAAGAAGUUGAAGCUGAAAAAGCUUCUUAAAAACAAACACAUCGAUAUUAUGGACAGUAAAAUAAGUAAAAUUACCAAACCAAAGAUAGCUCGUAGGGAAGAUAGACAGUUUUUAAAGGAAAAACUCUCAAAGAAAAUAAAGAAAAUUGAAGUCGGAGUGUCGAGAAAUCGGUGGGAAGUGUCUGUUGUGGAGAACAAAAACAAGUCUCAAGUACUUUGUGAAGAGUCUGAAACGAAAUCGGCGAGUGAGACGGCGAAGAAGUUCUACUGUUCUGUUUGUGAUGUAAAGUUUGAGUCUUCCUACAACUUGUACGAACACCAGCUUACGGCAGAACACAAAUUGAAGUCUACAGUGGCGGCUGUUAAUAAAAGCAACCUGUCAGAGGAGAGCGACCCAGUCAAGUACUGCAAGUCCAUCGGGAACAUCAUCAAUGAUCUGGAGAAGCGGACAUUGAACGUAGCCAAGGUGAUGCAUCAGUUGAAACAGAAGGACGGGUCAGACGGAGGGGAGCCAGGUGCUGUGGUAGAGUCUACUAGUAGUCCUGCCAAGGAAGAGUGGGGACUCGGGAUUGAGUGGUGGGAGGGAGCUCCUCUAGACGAUAACAGCUGCACGUCUAGCCUCGGCACUCUGAUGGUCGACACAGUCAACAAGCUGCUAUCUUCAGACCAGGACCCCAUGGUAGAUCCUCCAUACAGCUUGUCUGACCUACAGCUGGCCAUGGGCGCCAGUGACGAGGAGAUGGCCAUGCUGUUCCAACUGGGGGAACAUACCCUGCAGGAGGAGUACGUGUAUGACAGUUCCCGACCUGCUGAGGAAGGCCCGACUCUGACGGACCUGGAUCAUCAAACAGUGCCAGCCACUACGCCUACACUGCCUUUAUCAUCCGACUCACUGCUGGAGGUGCGCAAACAGGAACCACUCAGUGACUCGGAGGAUUCCAAGGCAGGUUCCUGUAGAGGAGUGGGCAAGAUGUUGGGUGACUAUGAGAACAGAGAGAUGGUUUGUCCCACAUGCAACAAACAUUUCCUCGGAUUGGCAGCCCUGCAGACUCAUGUUGCGUGGUCACACUGCGCUCCUGUUACCAACGCUUCCCGACUGAAGCGACGAGCAUUGCUGAACUCGGAAGAGGUAGACCGUCGUCUCGUCUGUUUCGUCUGCAAGGAGAUUGUUCCUACAGCAUCUCAACUGGAGGCUCACAUACAAGCUCAACACACCAAGAAGAUCCACGACUCAAAUGACACACCCAAACCUAUGCUUUCAGAGGCUGCAGAGAAGUUGAGGAGCAAGAUGUCGCUGGCUCUGGGUGGUUUGGUGGACCGAGCUCUCAACAAGCUGCUGGGGACAGGCAGAGCUUUGAUAGAACCAACCACUAGCAACGGCCAGCCUUCGCAAGCUGAUCUCAACACAGGAGCCCUGCAAUUGCUGGGAAGAUUGUGUGCUGCAAAGAAGAGAUUCGGCAGUGAGAAUGUGAAGCUCAGUGCAGAAACAAUCCAACUGCUGGGUCGAUUGAGGGCUGUCAGUCACAAAGAUGAGAGCGCACGUCCGUACAGUAGCCUGGCCGAGGAGAUGAGGACUAUACUGGCUCGAGGCCGACCCCUGGGUGUGAGCAAGGGAGCGCUGGCCGCUAGUGUUCACAGCAACACGCCCUGUAGCAGCAACUGUGGGGGUUGUAGUGGAAGUGGCACCACUGAUCUCAAGCCUACCAACCUCCUAGACCACCUGGCUGUGUGCAGUAGUGAUGUGCAGGAGCGACCUUACGCCUGUCCCAUCUGUGAGCUCAGGUUUCUGAUACCAAGCACCCGUAAUCGCCACAUUGCCAGAGCUCACGGCAAGUACGGUCGCAGGUAUGACGAGGAGGUGGAGGAAACACUGCCUAAUGAAGACCAAGACCAAGAUUGGAAGAGCCCAAUGGACUUGGAUAUGGAUGGCAAUGACGAUGGUGAAAUGUUACCUCUUUGUUCAGACUGCGGUUUGAGCUUCCAAAGUAUCCAUGAAGUCAUGAGACACAGAAUUGAAGACCACCCCCGAAGAUUUUCAGCUGAUUUCCAAGAGGAAGAAAACCCCAAGAUGGAUAAAGUUUCUGUUGUGGAAUCUAGCUGUGAGACAAAAGAAGCCUCCCAGACACCCAAAAGCGAUGUUAAGAUGUUACCUGUCAGCGACAGCGCAAUAGAUUCCACCAGCACAGUUAAGAGGAAAAGAGGCCGACCAGCAAAGUUAAUACCAAAGUCAGAGUCAAAAUCCAGUUCAAAGAAAAAAUGCCCUGAUGACAAGAUAUGUUCACCGAACCGUAAAGGAAAUAGAAGUGUCGGAAGGAUAAAGAAACAAUCAAAUGACAAUGAAGAAGAGCAUGAGGAUUCUGAAUUUCAGAGUGAGGAUGAAUCAGUAUGCGAGUCCAGCCGUGAAGAGAGCAGCAACACAGAAUCAAACAGUCCCGAAACUGACAAGUCUUCUGAAAAAAUAACAGAAAAACUUGCCAGCCGAACGAGUUCAGAAGAAAAUUUAGCUGAACUGUCCAAAAAGUUAGAUCGUAGAAAGGUUAGGAUGGGAAAUAUGGCUGAAGAAACGGUUAAAAUAAAAGCAGAAGCUGCUCUACGUGAACUGAACCUUGCGAAGAAACAGAAGUCGCCCUCUUCAGCAGCCAAAUGGGGAAUAAACGCGGUCAAAUUUACCAAAAAUUCGCCUUCAGUGGUAUCGUCUAGUCAAUUAAACGGUUCUCCAUCAAAACCGAGGUUCGCUUCUCUCGGUGAAAAGAAGUGGAAAAUUCCAUCAGGAACUGGUGUAGAACCGCCAAUAAAAGUGGAAACAAUAGAUGUAAAACCGGACAUCUACGAUUUCAGGGAUGAGGAAUUGGAGACAAACAAAAAACCAGCUUCCCUGUCCAAAGAAUUUCACUCACCCGAUUCUGAGCACUCAGAUAGCAAUAAGCCAAACUCGUGGAGUGUGUCGGGGAGUCCGCGAAAAGCCGCAAGGUUGAACCUGGACAAUUCUUGAUUGUGGUUUGUUUAUGACCAUUCUCUGUGGCUGUGACUGUUUAGUGUGGUUUUCACCUAUCGUACUAUUCAAAUGGUUGAUCCGUAUUAUAAUUUCUUUUAGUUUACAAUACUAGACCUAUUAUUUGUUAUAAAGAAAUUUAUCGUUUAGGUUUAAUCUCGGUCCGAGCAUAUCGCAGUUUUGUGUAGUUUUAUAUAAUCUCUUAAUUUUGUGACAAAUACUGCCAAAAUGUGCCUUUGUUUUCAUAUCCAGUGCACAUAUAUUAGUGUUUUCGAAUGUUAGUGACUUUAGUUUUUAUGUAUCACGGGAUUAUUGUUUUAAUUAGAUGACUUGAUAUUUGCAACUUGUGUUUUUUAUUAGUUUCGGAUUAUUCAAACUUUAAAUCAUACUUGUUUUCCAAUAUUAUACCUAUGUUUACUCGAUAUAUUAACGAUGAAUUACUAUGUUUAGUUAGUUGAUUAAUGAUAUUUUUUGUAUCACCCGUAUUACAAAUCAAUAAGCCUGAGCUGUAUAUUAAAUGCAAGGGAUAUGUCACAAGACAUAACAAGACUGAAAGUGCAGCUCCAGUUAGCUGUUACGAACCAAUUAUAACUAUAUAAUUUGAUUAAUG